AGCUCCGCUCCCCUUCUCACUCAAAACUCACGAAGAUCCCUCGCUUUCCCUGACUUUCCCUUUCUCUCCCAUCUUCCUCCAAACCAUACACAAGCCAGAUGGCCAUCAACAGGGACUCCACUCCCCCUCCAAUGAUCGGCAAGAUUGGGCCCUACACUGUCUUUAUGACGCCGCCCUCCACCCCUAAACCGCCCGAACCGGUUUUUGAUUCUCCCCGGAAGGUGGCCGCGCCGGUCUUUGAGUCCCCCAGGAAGGUGGCCCCGCCCCCGGUCCAGCCGCCGCCUCAGCAAUUGGUGAAGCCCAUUGCCGUAUCUUCGGAUUCCUCGUCCGAUGGCUCGGUGUUGGGGAUUUUUAAGAAUGCGGUCACCAAAGUGCAGAAGGCUCAUUCAAGUUUGGACGACCAUUUGGCACGCUGGUUUGGAUUAAAUCAGUCAAAAUAUCAGUGGGCGCUAGAUGAUUAUUACCAGAGCAAGGGAGUGGAAAAGGACGAUGCAAAACCAAAAGAGAUAUCUAGCAAAAUGCAGAGUGUGUAACAUGGUUUCUGGACGGGUAAAGAUAACAUGAUGUUUAAAUACCCCUUUUUGUUUCAACUGGGAAUUUACGUUGGUUUGCAGAAUUAAUUGCAAGAGAGAGCUCGUGCAGACAUCUUUUGAGUAUACUAUAUAUACAUAUAUAUGGAGUAGAAGUGCAUCUGAAUCUGUAGAAUCCAACCAACUUCUGGGUUUCCGGUUAAUGCAAUCCUCUGCCUGUUGCAACAGCUGAAUUUGGUUGUCUAACAAUUUAUAAGCCAUCUGAGUCCAUAGUUUCAACCAAACUUUUCUAUAUGUACUCCUUUAAGCUGCCAGCAGAUUGUUGUUGCUGUUGUACUUGUGGGUUCUGUACUUUCGGCUUAUUGGUGUAUUUGUAUUUUUCGUGAAAGCCAUAAUUUGUGGCUUGCGAUUGUAGGACAUGCUUUUAUUGUGAUCUAUUUGUUGUUUGUCAUCA
Pyrus x bretschneideri (Chinese white pear) is the source of this 984-nucleotide messenger RNA. RefSeq lists its product as uncharacterized. Bases 99 to 533 code for a protein of 144 amino acids. NCBI's taxonomy places the organism in Eukaryota, Viridiplantae, Streptophyta, Magnoliopsida, Rosales, Rosaceae. The record is from RefSeq and is a predicted model, not a curated record. The transcript is spliced from 3 exons.